Melanaphis sacchari is the source of this 1162-nucleotide messenger RNA. Its product is annotated as probable glucosamine 6-phosphate N-acetyltransferase. Gene Ontology annotation, biological process: UDP-N-acetylglucosamine biosynthetic process. The record is from RefSeq and is a predicted model, not a curated record. Gene Ontology annotation, molecular function: monosaccharide binding; glucosamine 6-phosphate N-acetyltransferase activity. The transcript has 5 exons. Bases 527 to 1090 code for a protein of 187 amino acids. NCBI's taxonomy places the organism in Eukaryota, Metazoa, Arthropoda, Insecta, Hemiptera, Aphididae. Gene Ontology annotation, cellular component: endoplasmic reticulum-Golgi intermediate compartment; Golgi apparatus; endoplasmic reticulum.
CACCUCGCCACACCGCACCGCCAACAAGCGACACAAUAAUAAUAAUAAUUAUUGCUCUGCGAGUUGCACCGCCGCCGCCAAGCUCGUGACAGCACAUAAUUAUUAUUAUUAUUAUUAUUAUUAUUGUUAUCAUUAUCAUUAUGUUCUAAAUGUUCGUGAUAACUGAUAACCUGUUAGCAUUGGCGGUGAAAGCUAAACACGGCCUCUAAGAUGUGAAAUAUAGUUAUAGUAAAACGCACGAACGCGAGACCGAGUUUCGAGGAAUGCGCGACUCGCAUAGCAUUUCGAGUCCGAGUAGCGGUGGCGUGGAGGUAGAAGAGCCGUUUCUCGCGCCCGUUUCACCGCCGACGGUCCGUCGUCAUCGAUCCUCGUCAACGCCGGCACGAACGAUCGUCGCUGCCGAUCAGGUCUUACCGCGGUACGUUUACGUCUCGCAACACAAACACGUGUUGGCUGGCUAGCCCGAGGCCGCCGUUUCGCCGUUUAUUUACUGUUGUCCUAUUGUUCGUCUCGUGUCCCCACAGCGAUGGCCGUCGACUACUUGUUCGAUCCACGCACGCUGGCCGCCGCCACUGCCGCCGACGACGCGACAGGAGACAACCGACUGUCGGUUGACGACGUUGGCUGCAAAUACCGGCUGAGACCCCUGUGCUUGACCGACUUCGGACGCGGAUACUUGGACCUGUUGUCUGAACUGACUGUGACAGGAAACGUCACUCAGCAGAUGUAUUCGAACACUUUUGAUAUGAUGAAGAAAAACAGUGGUACAUAUUACAUAAUCGUUGUUGAAGAUACUGAGGAAAACUGCAUUGUGGCGUCUGGUUCGCUAACUAUUGAAAAAAAGUUCAUACACUCAUGUGGACAACGCGGUAGAAUUGAAGACAUUGUUGUCAACUCUAAAUGCAGAGGACAACGUUUUGGAAAAAUUGUUGUUCAACGUCUAAUUGCUCUGUCACGCGUCCUAAAUUGUUACAAGAUUUCAUUGGAAUGUAAAGAUAGUUACGUGAAUUGGUAUAGCUCAAUGGGUUUUGUGAAAGAACCUGGAAAUUCAAAUUACAUGCAGUUGAGGUUUGAACAACCAUUGCAUUGAACUUUGUUAUUUAUUAUAAACUAGAAUGAUUGUUUAAUGUAUUAUAUUAAUUUUUGAAAAAUACAAUUUACA